Naegleria gruberi is the source of this 1452-nucleotide messenger RNA. RefSeq lists its product as uncharacterized. The record is from RefSeq and is a predicted model, not a curated record. Gene Ontology annotation, biological process: mannosyl-inositol phosphorylceramide biosynthetic process. The transcript has a single exon. Bases 1 to 1452 code for a protein of 483 amino acids. NCBI's taxonomy places the organism in Eukaryota, Heterolobosea, Eutetramitea, Acrasida, Naegleriidae. Gene Ontology annotation, molecular function: mannosyltransferase activity.
AUGCACAAUAGAAAACAAGGAGAAUCACAUGAUAUCUUUCAUGACAAUCUCUCAUCCUCUUCACCACCAACAAAUAUUAGUAAAUCUGCUCAUCCCUCCGAAAUAUUAGAGAAUCAAGUAGACAAUUCAUCAGCUAAAUUUAAUUUACAUGGCGAAACUGAUUUGAAUACAACAAGCAAAACAACUAGUUGCUGCUUUUGUUGUUCGUGUUCUCCCUUCGGGAUGAGAAUGAUUCGAGCGGCUUCAUUGAUGGGAUUACUUUUACUAAUAAUUGCCUUCUUUGUGUGGGCUUUACCCUUGUUGCGAUUGGUUUAUUGGAAUUCGAAACACUUCUCUCAGACUGGAUUGAGAAUAUUAGAGGCAAAUUCAAAAAUUAGUCCUCUGGAGGAACGAAAUCUUGUAGAAAAAGUGGAAAAGGAGAGUGGAAUUCAUUUAAUUAAUAGGAAAGGAUUGGAAUUAUUUGGAUUGGAAUCAUCUGAAAUUCUGAAAGAUUUCUCAGUAUUGUAUCAAUUGAAAAUUGUCAUGCAAGAGAGAAGGAUUGGGGAUAAGCUAUUUCCAAUUAUUGAUGACAUUAUUGAGAAUUUCUAUAAAAAAUUAUUGAUUAGACCAAGUACCAUCACCAGAUCCAUUCAUCAAACUUACAAGACAAAGGAUUUAAAUUUAAUGCCAGAGCACUGGAAGGAUUCUCCAGAAAGGUGGGUCCAAUACAAAGACUUGUAUGUCAAUGAUUAUUUGGAUGAUAAGAUUGAUCCAGAUUUGAGAAGGGAGGUUUCUGUUACAUAUAAUUACAAUUUAUGGAUUGAUGAGGAGAUGGAUCAAUUUGUUCAAUCAAGUGAUUGGAAGUCAGUCUCAGAAUUUAAUGAGAAUUAUUAUGACUCAUUCUUUAAGAGCAUUCCAAUGAAAAUUCAAAAGAUUGAUGCUAUUAGAUAUUGUUGGCUUUCUAGAAUUGGAGGUAUAUACAGUGAUUUAGAUGUUAGACCGAUAAGGGAUAUUGAAGAGCUAUUAAGAUAUUUGGAACUCUACCAUAUCAUUGAAGCAUUCAAACAAAAGAAUUCUAAUCAAGUUUUAACAUUGAAGGAAAAGUUCCACAAAAUGGUUCAAUACCUCAAAGAUUCAUUAGAAACAGGAUCCAAUGAAUCAAAAUUUGAGCCAGAAUGGCAGAGUAUUCAGAUAGAGUUUCAGAGAAUUGCAAAAAUGAAACCAAAAUUUUCAGCAGUAGUUCCAAAAACAUAUCCAUUCGGAAUUUCUAAUGAUUUUUUGAUUGGGGCACGCAAUUCUGAAUUCUUCCAAUUUGUGGUUCAGAGAUCAGUGGCUGAGUUUUCUAGAUGGAAGUUAUUAAGCUACAUUCCAAUAGCUAGAUAUGCCUAUGUUAUGUUAACAGGAGGUCCACUUUUCCUCUCAGAAUGUUACAGACAGUUCACGUUAGAAAAGGCAAAGAAAUGUAAGUAUUGA